GUAGAGGAACACAAUACAACAAACGUGUGCUAUUCAAACGGAGCGGUACUGGGCGGUCAACAUCAAUCGACGGCAUUUGCGCUGCGGAUCAAUCGAAAUGUACACGCAGCCUUCAGUUAUUGAGAGACGGCUGUCGGAUGCGGACGUGCUUUUUUUUCGCUUGGAGUUGCGGUUUAAAGUUUUGAAUUCUUGAUUUUCCGUUUACCGAGAGGGGUCGGGUGCUAUUAAAGUUAUUCGGUACAACGUUACAACGUAUUCGAAUUGACAAACGUACACGAGUUCGGUAUCUAGUGCCCAAUCGAAAAGAAGUUUUAAACUAUGAAUUCAUUCAUCAAUUAUCACGAGUGCAGCGUGAAGGAAUCGUAAUCAUUGGCGUAAGCCAUACGCGAAGUGUUCCCCAUUCAAGAGUGAGAUUUAAGUGAUUGUACUUUAGCGUACGCUCCGUCGUGAAGACAGAAUCGUGCAACCAUGGCAACCAAGUUUGUCAACCUGGUAGGAUUAGUGCUGUCAGUUUUGGUGAUAAGUUCGGCCCGAGCUGUGGAGGAGCUCAAGUGCGAGCUGAUCACGGUUGCGGCCUGCCAGAAUCUGGUCUACAACAUGACCGUGGCCUCGGCACCGGUCACAACAACCAAUGGGUCCGGAAAUUCGACCUCUUCCGCCGAGGGUGGCGAGACAGCCGGCGUUCGAUCGCAGUUGGAUGCUGAGCUGCUGAUCACAUCACUCCGACCGGUGAUCGACUCGGGAUGCUCGAAGCAGGCACUGUUUCUCUUCUGUUCGUCGCUGUUUCCGCUCUGUUCGGCCAACGCUCCCCGGCCGGUGCAACCGUGCCGGUCGCUGUGCGAGCAGGUCCGCAAGGAUUGCUUCAGCGACGCCAUCUUCAGCAAACUGUGGCCCGCGUACCUGGACUGCAGGACGCUGCCCCAGCCGGAGAAUCACGGGCUGUGUAUGCAGGUUCCCCCGGAAGCAUCGGGUAGUGUCGAGAAAAAUUUCACCAGCUCGGUGGCCGCCCCCGUUAAACCCUGGUCCAUUUUCAACUUGCCGCUGUUGCACCAGAAUCUGCAUCAGAAUCCCAUCAUCGAGCCGGGUGCAACGAGACCAUCGACGCGCCACACGCAGCACUCGAUCCCGCCGCCACCGAUCACCUGCCCCUCGAAUUACACCCUCGAGUACGAUCAGUGCGUUCCCAAGUGCGGUGCUACCGUCGACGCCAUGUACACUGGGCGCCAGAAGGAAAUCGUCGAGUUCUGGACGCUGAUACUCUCGGCUGGCUGUUUCAUCUUCACGCUCAUGUCUCUGGUAACCUUCUGGACCAAAACAACCAAGUUCGAGUACCCGGACCGGCCGAUUCUCUUCAUGACGCUCUGCUACAAUCUGAUGGGCCUGUGCUACCUCGAGCGAACCAUUCUGCACAACCCUCGUAAGGAGCUGAUUGACUUGUUGGAAUUUCGCAUGGAAUGCACAAUCACCUCCCAGUGUCUGGCGUAUUACAUCAUCAAAAACUACCUGCUAAUAAGUGCCACCACGUGGUGGCUUAUUUUUGGCAUCUGUUGGUACCUUAGCACCGCCAAACAAUGGUCCUGCGAAGCCUUGGAGAAGAAAUCCGGCCUAUUUCACGUGAUGGCUUGGGUCGUUCCGUUUGCUUCACCAAUAAGUGCGCUGCUUCGAGGAAACAUACAAAAGUAUGAGCUAACCAACUUUUGCACCGCCAAGGGAUUCACCGAAAUUCCCGCCCUCAUCUUACUCCUGGCAGGGGCAAUCCUCGUCUUCCUCGCACUGGUAGCACUGAAACGACUCAAGUCCACCUGGAACCAGAGCGAAACGCUCUCGAAGGUGUUCAGCCGGGUCCUAUUGUUCGCUAUCAUCUACCUAAUCCCGGCCCUAUCGGCCGUCAUUUGUACCUUUUUCGAACGGAUCGAAAACCCAAUCGAACCCUGCCAGCCGAAUACCGUGUGUCAAGCGCCCAGCAAGUUCUCUCUGCUCCCGACGCUCCUCAAACUAAUCCUCACAUUGGUCGGAGGCGCAACCACCGGAAUCUGGCUAUGGUCCAAACACACCAGUGAUUUGAACAAAAAAUCCUCGCUGGUGGGUUCAACCUCCGCCAAUGGUUCACUCAAAUCCGUUCCCCUGCUCAAGGUAGACUGCCCACCGGUUGGCGGUAGUCCCUACCGGCUGGGGUCCACCCCGUCUAGCGCGGGCCAUCACCACCACCAUAACCACAACAGCUCCAGUGCCAGCGCCAAGAAGUACUCCUACAACCAGGCAUACAGCCACCGGCAUUCAUCCGCCGCGUCCGGGUACAUUCCGGUGCGGAUACAUAGGAGCCUUCGGGCGUCUUCCGGUUCGAGGGCAUCUUCCUCGAUUAUAACGAGGAUUUGAGGCGCGUCAGUGCUUAAAAUGCCAAAAGCUUUAAUGAGUGUUGUUCAGUUCGUAGCAGAAGUAGACAAACACACACCCACACACGCGCACCAGUGGAAUAGCAAACACUUUUUUUCUGUGAUAUAAGAUGUAAAUUUGUUUUGAAGUAAUGAAUGGUUGUAUACUCGUGUUCAAACUUUAGUGUAAAUAGUGAGCAGCAUCGAAUGUGUAUUUAUUUACUGUGUAAAUGACUAAAUUAAUAGGUUAGGCAUGUAAAGAUGUGUAGAUACGUAUUAGCGUUUUUUACGCGAAGAUUUAUUUUUUAUACGAAAAUAUAAUAACGACUUUAGUAAUUCGGUUUACGAUAGCUUGUUAAAGAUACGAUAAAGCAAACAAGUAUGACUGAUUUGUGAACAAAUGAAGCCGAAUGUGCUUCCUAAUUUUGUAUAUUUAUUAUGGAAAGUUUCAUGAAAUAAU
Toxorhynchites rutilus septentrionalis is the source of this 2832-nucleotide messenger RNA. Its product is annotated as frizzled-3. Bases 469 to 2376 code for a protein of 635 amino acids. Gene Ontology annotation, biological process: non-canonical Wnt signaling pathway; canonical Wnt signaling pathway. Gene Ontology annotation, cellular component: plasma membrane. The record is from RefSeq and is a predicted model, not a curated record. Gene Ontology annotation, molecular function: Wnt receptor activity; Wnt-protein binding. NCBI's taxonomy places the organism in Eukaryota, Metazoa, Arthropoda, Insecta, Diptera, Culicidae. The transcript is spliced from 3 exons.